This is a messenger RNA of Schizosaccharomyces osmophilus, 1539 nucleotides long. RefSeq names its product U2 small nuclear RNA auxiliary factor small subunit, U2AF-59 (gene prp2). The transcript is spliced from 3 exons. Gene Ontology annotation, biological process: mRNA processing. The record is from RefSeq and is a predicted model, not a curated record. Gene Ontology annotation, cellular component: nuclear speck; commitment complex; U2AF complex. Lineage: Eukaryota; Fungi; Ascomycota; Schizosaccharomycetes; Schizosaccharomycetales; Schizosaccharomycetaceae. Bases 1 to 1539 code for a protein of 512 amino acids. Gene Ontology annotation, molecular function: poly-pyrimidine tract binding; pre-mRNA 3'-splice site binding.
AUGGACUUAUCAUCUAGGAUUUCAGAAUCUCGCUCUUUGAGAAGGAGUCGCGAUCCUCGAGAUGAAAGUGUUGGGCGCAUGGAUAGAUAUUCCUCUCGUGACACAGAACGAAGUCAUUAUCGAGAUGAUUAUCGACGCCGUCACAGAGAUGACCAUGAUUAUCGACGACCUAGAGAGUAUAGAGAGAGAAGCCCCAGAGACGACGAACGACCAAAGAGAAGACGUUAUGAUGACCACGAUUACUAUUCUUCAAGACAAUCGUCUAGACGCAAAAGCGUGAGCCCGCCAGCAAGUAGAUCCCGUAAUCUGCAGUCUAUAGAACGCGAGUUAGAGCAGCUUAGGGAUGUGAAGCCAAUUAACGAAUGGGUUCGUCAAAAUUCUCAAUGGGAUAUCAAGCCCCCAGGCUAUGAGUUAGUAACUGCUGACCAAGCUAAAAUGUCUGGUUUAUUUCCUCUUCCUGGUGCACCUCGUACUGCUAAUAGUGAUCCUGAAAAGCUUCUUGAGUUUGCUCGAUCGGCGGCAGGAAGUAUCAUGGCACCACCUCCUCCCUUGCAACCUGGUGCUAGUCGUCAAGCUCGAAGAUUAGUUGUUUCCAAUCUUCCAUCAGAUUUUGACAUAAAUACGUUCAAGCCAUUUAUUGAAGAUUUGUUUAUAUCCACAACAUACCAUAAGCCAGAAACACGUCAUUUUUCGAAUGCUUAUUUUUGCAAAGAGGAUAAUUAUGCAAUUUUAGAAUUGUCAAAACCAGAAGACGCUACAUUUUUAUGGGGCUUACAUACCGCCCAAUAUGCUCCUGAUAUAUCAAUAACUUUUAACAGGAUUAAAAACUAUAUUGUUCCACAAAUUACACAUGAGACUGCAAAUCAAAGAAGCUUGGACUUUACGCAAAAUGAAGUAUUGGAUUCCAAGGAUAAAGUCUAUUUUACCAACUUCCCUUCUAACUUAAACGAACAAAGUGUAAUCGAGCUAUUUAAACCGUUUGGAGAGUUAUUGAGCUUCCAAUUGAUAAAAAAUGUUGCAGACGAAUCCUCUAAGGGUUUUGGAUUUUGUGAAUACAGCGACCCUGAGAAUACAGGAAAGGCAAUCCAAAAUUUGGACGGGAUGGAAUUUAACGACAAAAAAAUUAGCGUUGGCUUUUCCUGCGUGGGUUUAAACCAAAAGAUACCCGAAUCUAAUGUAGGAAUGGUUGCUUUAACAGAAUUAGCUAAAAGUGAACCCAGAAUCCAGGCCACACCUGUGUUACAAAUUCAUAAUGUGGUAACGGAGAACGAAGCUACUGAUCCUCGAGAAUGCGAAGAAAUUCAAGAAGCUGUUGGUACUCAAUUAUCCCAAUUUGGAAAAAUCUUAGACAUUAAGAUUCCCCAGCAAAAAGGUUUUUCUGACACUCCUUCCCUCGGCAUUGGAAAAGUGUACGUCAGAUUUGCUGAUAUUGAAUCGGCGGAAGCUGCCAUGCAAGAAAUGCGAGGUUUUAAAUUUGAUGAUAGAACCAUUGUCCUUGCCUUUUAUGGGGAGGAUUGCUAUAAAGCAAACGCUUGGUAA